CGGAAGGCGCACUUCUGAUUCCCAAACAACAAAGGAAGCGGCCGAGAAGACUUCUUGGUGGCGUCAGCUGUUUAAAUGCUGCAGUAGAAGGCUUCGCGUUGCUCCGGCUGCAGACAACAAAAAAGAAAAGAGGAACUCCCUGGACCCUCUGAUGAGCAGCAGCUCUGCAAAAGUUAACGGGACAAAGACGCAGGACAAGAGGGGACGCAAAGACAAGGUGGUGCAGUUUAGCGACGGCAUCGAGCCGCUGGACGACUUGAUGGUGGCACAACUGACGGACUUCAGUGCCAUCCUGGACGCGCUGCUCGAGCAGAAUCUCGCCGGCACCACAAUAAAAGAUCAACGCCGCGUUGAAUAUAUAAAUAUAGAAGGCCGCGUCGACUGCUUCGGGUUACCAAACAUUGGUCAGAGCUGCUACAUGAACUCCAGCCUGCAGAGUCUCCUGAUCCUGGAGGACUUUAUGAUGGACAUCAGCCGCAUGGAGCAGGUCUGGAGAUCAGUCCCUGAGGCUCAAUUGAUGAGAAGAUUGAUGGAGAUCAGGUACACUCACACCUCCACACACUCCCAAACUAAAGCCCCCAUCCUGCAUUCGUUUCGGGAGGCAGUCUCACUUCAUACUCCCGGGUUCAGGAACAUUCUGCAACAUGAUGCUCAUGAGUUCCUGACCUCGGUGCUGGAGCAGAUGAGGAGUCUGGCCCCUCUGCUGCAGGAGGCCGCAGCGAGCAUGGGCCGACAUUACUCCUGCCCCGUCGAGGCCCACAUGGUGUUCAAGAUGGAGAACACCAGGACGUGCAAGAGCUGUGGGGCCCGGUCAACGAAACAGGAGGAGUUCACUAACCUACCUCUGGACCUGGUUUCUGGAGUCUCUGUGGAACAGUUGCUCCAGGAGUACCUGAAGGAAACAGAGUUAGAGUUCAGCUGUGAGUGCGGAGGAAAGACAUCGAGUUACAGAUCUUCAUUCAGCACUCUGCCACAAGUGCUCAUCUUGCAGCUGAAGCGUUUUCGUUUCUCUCCGUCCCUCGAGCUCGAGAAGGCCGAUGACCCCGUCACACUGCUGAGGGACCUGGUGGUGUCCUCCGCACAGGGCGGCAGCUGCUACAGUCUGAUCAGCACCAUCAGCCAUUUUGGCUGCAAAGAAGGAGGACACUACAUCUGUAACGGCGUUCACCCCGACGACAGUCCAGACGAUCCGCGCGACCGCUGGCUCAGCUUCAAUGACUCGGUGGUCUUUGAGACGACCAGCUCUAUAGUCUGUGAGCUGCAGCAGCGGGAAGCCUACAUCCUGUUCUACAAGAGACAGGACACAACAACAGCCACACCCCCCUUAGCUCUCAGCCAACUACAGGUGUACCAUCUCCCGCGGCUCACUCUCAUAGGAAAAUGA
This is a messenger RNA of Perca flavescens (yellow perch), 1384 nucleotides long. Its product is annotated as ubiquitin carboxyl-terminal hydrolase 37-like. The record is from RefSeq and is a predicted model, not a curated record. The transcript has 14 exons. Gene Ontology annotation, biological process: G1/S transition of mitotic cell cycle; protein deubiquitination. Gene Ontology annotation, molecular function: cysteine-type deubiquitinase activity. Bases 152 to 1384 code for a protein of 410 amino acids. NCBI's taxonomy places the organism in Eukaryota, Metazoa, Chordata, Actinopteri, Perciformes, Percidae. Gene Ontology annotation, cellular component: nucleus; cytosol.